Oncorhynchus keta (chum salmon) is the source of this 4214-nucleotide messenger RNA. Its product is annotated as A-kinase anchor protein 10, mitochondrial-like. The transcript is spliced from 15 exons. NCBI's taxonomy places the organism in Eukaryota, Metazoa, Chordata, Actinopteri, Salmoniformes, Salmonidae. Gene Ontology annotation, molecular function: protein kinase A binding. Gene Ontology annotation, biological process: intracellular protein localization. Gene Ontology annotation, cellular component: plasma membrane. The record is from RefSeq and is a predicted model, not a curated record.
UGUAAAAGCAAGCAGAGUAGAAAUUGGCUACUAUUGAGUUGACUGAUGUAGUUGGCAAGGUCACUGUUUAACUUAACAUUAAAAAAAUAGUGUUUAUACAGACUUGAGCUAAUAUUGUAAUUGACAUGUAACAUUAGCUAAUGCAAUUUGGAGCGUAUACCACCCGGUUUCCAGUCAAUUGGCAAAUUUUUCAUGGAGCUGGUGUAUAGCUUUUUGGUCAUGUUGUUGUAAAUGUGAUAGGCGCACGUUUUACCAGUACAGCAUACCCUCACGAUUUAUAUUGCCUGGACCACCUAACUCCCCCCUGAUAAUAUCUUCCUUGUGGCUAUUGCCCUCUGCUGUCACUAGCAAACAAUGCAAGUUUCCCACAAUGCUGCUGCAGCAUCAGUCCGGAAGUGAGACGUAUUGACAAUAUGGCCACUGGUUUCAGAAGGGGGAAAUGUUGGAUAUAACAGUCCAGCCGGUUGCAAAUACACCCAUUUCAGUUGUUUUGAGUCGAUGCAUGUGAAUGAAGGGACUCGGGAAUCCACGGGAUGCUGUCAUUGAGCUGAGGAUACAUUCAGAGCGUGAAAAUCGUCAUGUCGUUUUUCAGGAGGAAAGCCAAAGGAAAGGAACCUGAGCGACCAGUUGAUGCUAAAGUCAAUAGAGCCCCAACGAGCCCCCAGUCCCCCUCCCUGGGCCUCCGGAACCAUCAUGCCAUCCUGGAGGCGGCGGGGCCCAGCCAUGUGGCUAUCAAUGCCAUCUCUGCCAACAUGGACUCCUUCGCCCGCGGACGCACAGCAAUCCUCAAGAAACAGCCCAUCCACAUGGAGGCUGCACACUUUGGGGAUCUGGGGCGCUCUAGUGUGAACUACCUGGCCUCUGAGACGCGUUCACGCUUGUCUAAGACGGUGGAUCAGAUUCUGAGGGACAACGUGGCCAUGCCCUACUACAUCCAGUUCCAGGAGGCCCGCGGGGCUGACCACCUGGUCUGCUUCUGGCUGGAGGCAGAGAGCUUUCGCUCCACCAGCUGGUCUCGGGUCCGGGCCCACAGCCUCAACUCAGUCAAACACAGCUCCCUGGCCGAGCCCGCCUCCCCUGACCCCUCAUCCUACUCAGACAUGGACCUACACUCCAUCCCCAGGCCUUCCUCCUCACGCCCACUUACCCCCAGCUCCCAGGACGCUAACAGUAACAGUAGUGAAGGCCCCACGGCGCAGCUCGUCCACAGGGACUCCUUCAGCUCUGUGGUGGACCAGAGGCCUGGAACUCCCAGCAGAGCAGACACCCCCACCAGACAGCCCUCCUACAGGACAGGGACGUCAUUCAAGCUGCAGUCCACCAACGCCCUCAAGGAGCUUUCAGACAAGCUCAUGAAGAGUAUAGAGAGAGAUGCAGUGAGCAUCUUCACCAAGUACAUCUCUCCAGACGCUGCUAGGCCCAUCCCCAUCACAGAGCAGCUCAGAAACGACAUAGUCGCUAAAAUCUGUGGGGAGGAUGGACUGGUGGACCCAAACUGUUUCGUCAUUGCACAGUCUGUCGUCUUCUCCAUCAUGGAACAACAGCACUUUAGUGAAUUCUUGCGCAGCCAUCAUUUCUGUAAGUACCAGAUCGAAGUGUUGACAAGUGGCUCUGUGUUCCUGGCAGACAUCUUAUUCUGUGAGUCGGCCCUCUUCUACUUCUCUGAGUACAUGGAAAAGGAGGACGCUGUGAAUGUCCUGCAGUUCUGGCUGGCAGCAGAUAACUUCCAGGACCAGCUGGCUGCUAAGCUGUGAAUGUCCUGUCAGUUCUGGCUGCACCAGUUUAAUAAUGAUCUCAUCUGUUUCCUCCCCAGGUAUUUCUCACUCCAAGCCACCAACCCGCUGGGUUUUGAUGACUCUGUGCGGAUGGAGAUAGAGUCUAAUAUCUGCCGGGAGGGAGGGCCUCUACCUGACUGCUUCACCACUCCUCUCAGACAGGCCUGGACCACCAUGGAAAAGGUCUACAUGCCAGGUUUCCUGUCGAGUAACCUUUACUACAAGUAUCUGAGUGACCUUAUCAACUCUGUCCGAGCGGAUGAGUUUGUGCUGGCUAGCGCUCCCGGUCAAGGCAUGGCCUCUGACCUUGACCGCAGCACCAACACAACUGAGGGGUCUCAAGCCCAGCAAGGUGCCAAAAAGGUGGCAGCAAUAAAAAUCUUGAAAAACUUUGACGAAGCAAUAACAGUGGACAUAGCCAGCCUGGACCCAGAGUCCCUGUACCAGCGCCCCUAUGCUGGAAGAAUGACGUUUGGGAAAGUCAACGAGCUGGGCCAGUUUAUCAGGGAAGCCGAACCAGAACCGGAUGUGAAGAAAUCCAAAGGUUCCAUGCUCUCUCUAGCCAUGAAGAAACUUGUUCAAGGCAACUCUGAUGAGGCCCAGGAGGAGAUGGCCUGGAAGAUCGCUAAAAUGAUCGUCAAUGAUGUCGUACACCAGGCGCACCACGACAGUCCUGGCGAAUCCACCAAGUUAUGAGCCUCCUGUGGAGAACCAAAGCAUUGUCACUCCCCUCGUCCCUCACCCUAUAGAGACAGACUGACAGACAGACACGUCCAGUGAUGAACUCUACACUGGAAUUACCUUAAGAUGAAACGCAUCAAUAGAGAUCAAAGAACAAAUGCAUUCCAUGAUCUCCUGCAUUAACUUGUACCGGUGUGUGUGUGUGUGUGUGUGUGAGUGAGCGUAAAAACUUGAAGUAGAUCAUCCAUCCUUCCAACUGUUUGUAACACUAUGAAGGCAUCGCUGAACAAAUUAAGAGGAAAAAUAAAAACAAAGCAGUAGCACAAAGAGCACCAGAGUACCAGACUUCCUUCCAGAACAAAUUCUCUAGGGAAGGAGAGAUGACAAGCUAUGACACAAAAUGGGGCUGAACGGGAGCUGUCAGAAGAAGCAGCACUUUAGAAAGCAUCGGCCCCGCCAUGGUUACUUCUGUUACUAUGCCAUCCAAGAGGGAGCCUGCAGGGACCUGAAGCAUCCUUCAUAAAGCGAUCACUAAGAAGAUUCGGUUGUCCACUCCUCUCUUGAUUCCUGCACAUCGUCUCUCCUUACACCACCACCACCGCUUGCCCUUAUGCCCAUUCCUUAUUUCUUGUUUUUAAUGACAUCUCUUUGAAAGGGGUCAGAAUGACACAUACAAUUUUAACAUGGAAUCCACCAGUAGGUGCUUUGUAUAGUUUUAUUUGCGGCUGAUGCAUAACUUGCUAAUAUUCCUGGGCCCUCCUGGAGUAUUGUGGCGGUGGGGUGGGUUACUAUGAUGAUAGGUUGAGUUGUCUUGCCCUCCUAGCUGUGCCCUAAUGUACUGUAGAGGGCUCGUCAGACAUGUUACGGUGAAACUGGAAUGGACCAUAUUGAUUUUGCGGUCUAGCUAACCACAUGCAUUUCUAGCUCUGGCUCCUUGUCCAUGUCAUUACAGAGCAAAGACAAAUGCAUAAAUACUCCUUGUUGUGUACUGAAGUUCUACAGUUGCAAAGAAAGAACAACUCCGUGCUACUCAAUAUAAUUUUAUACAUAUUUAGAUUUCUCUUUAACCCCAAUAUAUUCAUGUUAGUUUUUUUUAUGGUGAUUGUUGACCUUUUCUUUUUUUGUAUGUACUGUCAAAAGCAAUGUCUCAAUUACAAAUGUUCAAUUGAAAAGUCUACUCUUUGAAUAUAAUGUUAAUAUUGUUAUGAUUUGAACCUCAUUGAGAUGUGUGGAAAAGGACUCUCUUGGUACUAUGUACCACUAAUAUUGUUUUUCUGACGUAUGUGUACGUAAUCUAUAAUAUAUUUAAAUUGUGUUGGAUUUCUAAAUAUAUAUAUUAGUUUUUAUUUUUAUUUGGCAGAGUACUAGAAGGAACAGUGCUACCACUGAUGAAAAAUGACACAAUUCCUCUUUGCACAAAAUGCAAAUCUUGUUUGCCACCAAACAUAGGGAUUUAUUUGGCUCCAUUUCAGUUAUCAUUAGCUUGAUGGCUGAUCUUAGUUUGCGGCCAACAUGUUCUUAAUUGCACUUGGGUAUUUAACCUCUAGCAUUGCAAGAUAAUGAUGCAACCUGUAAUUCAGCAAAUUAGUGCUCAUCCCAGUGCAGUGUUUCAAGUGUGUGUGAUUGGCUUUUGAAUAAGUUCAUAGAGAUGCUGCAGUUUUGUGCAUCAAAAUUGUUUUAUCCCCAUUUUGUUGUACAGUAUGAAAUACUUUAUUGUAAAUAUUUUAUGGCUAUCGUACAAUAAAACUUUUCUGCCUA